UGAACCAUUUGAUGAAUGAACACAACACAGGCAGGUGCUGAUCAGAUUGUCGUAUAUGCGGUGCACAUAUGGUUUUGUGGGCCCAAUAAAUUGGACGUCCGAGAUUUAUGUUUAUCUUCCUCGGUGCAUUUGUCGGUUAGGAAUAUAUGCGUCCCUAUCCAUCAGCGAAAGCCUUUUGGCGUCUGGGUGAGAAGAAAAACAAGAAAAAAAAAAAGAAAACCAAAGAGCAGAGAAAAAAGAUUUACAUAUUUUUAGUGAACAACAGUGAGAGCCUGUCUAAAAUCUAAAUGGGGUUUGCCGUUUAAUCGAGAACAUAACAAAGAGAAACUUUCUUUUGUUAGCUGCAGCUUCAGAAGUAGUUUUGGAAACUUCUUCAUUCUUUCACAUUUCUCUUCAUUUUCUUUACAAAUCUUUCAAGUGGAUAUCUGCUAAUCCUUAAAGUCGAACGGGUUCGAGUCAAAAUCGACGGACAUGAAGGUUUUAGUUCUGUAGCAAGCAGUUCUUGCCUUGGCUACAAGAAUGACUAUUCCUCUUGGGUCUUCUUUGUCUUGGGUUUCUCCAUCUCUUUCUCCUCCUUAUUCCAAAGGAUAUUUGAAGCUAAAUCUAUUGCGAGGAUGCUUUGAUGGCGGCGAGCGAUGUGAUUUGCAGCAGCUGAGUAGUUUUAAGGCCAAACCAAGCCAACUCAUGUGUUUAUCAUGGAAGAAAAACGAUGUAUCAUGGAAGGGAAAUGAAAACUUCUCACGGAGGCAAUUAAUUCUAUUUGCUACUUCAGAAGGUCAGUCGUCAGAUGUUGAAUUCAAGUCAUAUGCUUCUCAGCAAGAAAACCAGCAUCAAUCUGAAGUGAACUUUGGUGAAGGCACUUCCUAUCUCCACUUUGAGGGAACCAGGGGAAAACCUGGUCUUAUCUCGUUUUAUGGUUACAGAAAACAGGAGGAAAUACUUGUAUCAAGACUGAGAAAUGAUAAACAGAACCUUCUGGUGUUUGUUGGUCCAGUUGUUCUUGUAGCUUCUUUCAUUCUACCAUCACUUUAUUUGCGCAGGAUACUUUCUGCUAUAUUUGAGGACUCCCUAUUAACAGAUUUCCUCAUAUUGUUCUUCACAGAAGUUCUCUUCUACUGUGGGGUUGCUUUCUUCCUUCUACUAAUAGACCGUAUGCACAGACCUGCUAAGAUAGUUUCUCCCAAGAGUAGUCAAUGGCAGAAGACCCAUCUGGGGCAGCGGAUCUCUUCUGUUGCUGCCUUAGUACUUAGCUUGAUAAUUCCUAUGGUGACAAUGGGCUUUGUCUGGCCAUGGACAGGGCCUGCAGCUUCAGCUACUCUUGCACCAUAUUUGGUUGGGAUUGUCGUGCAGUUUGCAUUUGAGCAGUAUGCCAGAUAUUUGAAAUCACCUUCACGGCCUGUCAUUCCUGUUAUCUUUCAGGUUUAUAGAUUACACCAGUUAAAUAGAGCAGCACAGUUGGUGACAGCUCUGUCCUUCACUGUCAGAGGAGCUGAAACAACUUCACAUAACUUGGCUAUAAGCAACUCUUUGGGAACAUUGAUGAAUGUUCUUCAAUUCCUCGGUGUUAUCUGCAUCUGGUCACUCUCAAGCUUCAUUAUGAGGUUCCUCCCUUCAGCUGCCAUACCUGAGUGAUAAGUAUCUCUCAAAAAUGUUUGUAGCAACAUCCUUGUAUUCUACAGAGAAGAUCUGUGUUUAUUUUCGUUUUACUUGAGGUGCUUUAGAAUGGGAAUUAGACUGUUGGACCCAGCUGCUGAUAAAGAUGGCAUUGCUAGAGAGAGAGAGACCAAGGACAGAGAACAGAGCUAACUGCCUGCUGUAGUUUCUUAGUUCAAGUAGGAAUGAGAGUUGUGAUCUUGUGGUUGCAGGGAAGAACAUCAACCAAUUUAGUGAAGAGCAAUUUCAUUUUCUGGUGCAUUGCUGCAUUAGAUCACCGAAGUUGAGAAUAAUUGAGUCCAAGAAUGCUCCAACAUCCUAAGAUGGAUGCAUAACCUGCAUGAAGAAGAUGAAUUGCUUUAAUUGGGCAAAUUUGUUUCUAUUGCAUAUUUUCUUAUGUAACUCAAAACUGGGGGUGAAUCUGGUGAUUACCAUCUUACGGUUGAGGUGUACUUGUUAUGCCUCUUUAGUAAUCGUCAAAGCAAAUGGACAAAUUACUUGGGAUUUUUUUGAUCAAGAUUAUUGAGAAUUCAUUUGAAUCAGUUGAUUCUGUACAUUGCAUA
This is a messenger RNA of Nelumbo nucifera (sacred lotus), 2216 nucleotides long. RefSeq lists its product as uncharacterized. The record is from RefSeq and is a predicted model, not a curated record. Lineage: Eukaryota; Viridiplantae; Streptophyta; Magnoliopsida; Proteales; Nelumbonaceae. Gene Ontology annotation, cellular component: chloroplast.